GAGGAGACAGGUGCACCAGCGGAUGGAUGGUGCGACUUGCGGACCAAUGCAGCCGCAGAGGUCUCGAGUGUUCGUUUAGAGGAAAGUCGGAUGCAAUUAGAUAAGGGGAAAGCAUCAGACACAGCAGAUGAUCAUGACGAGAAUAAAGACCAAUCAUCUACUUCUUCCUCUUCACAAUCUCAAGGAGUCGUCGCGUCUAUCGCGUCCGAGUUGAUGCCGACUGCGCUUGUGGAAGCGGUUGCUGGAACGAGUGGGACGGCAGAGUCAACAACAUCCUUGUUCUAUCCUGCCUUUAUUCUUGUGUACUCUACGAGUUCGGAUCCGGCUGCUUACAGUCUUUCGGUUUCUGAGGUCAGGAAUGCGGCGGACGAGGACGAAAAAGCAGCCAAGGAAGCGGAAUCAUCGUCCUCAUCUUCAGGAUCGGGAUCCUCAAUAUUGCCAACUUUGUCAUCCAUGCUGCAAAGUGCUGAAGAGACCAGAACAGCUGAUCCGUCUAGUGAAGAAGUUAUGGUCGUGUUAAAUGUAUUGAGUAUUCUAGUUCUACUCCUGACCACAAAGUCAAAGACGAGACGAAGAACACCGAUCCUCUGGUAAAAACCAACAGCAACAUCCAUCACCAAGAAGGUUUCUGUCUGACUGUAAUUGAACAUCCAUUUCCAUCAACAGCAACGUCUCCUGUGUCUAAUUCUCCUUUGAGCACAACGACGCCUGCCCCUAUGCGAUCGCUGCCGGAUGGCUUGCCAGUUGCGCUACGAUUCGAGAAGGCUG
Amoebophrya sp. A25 is the source of this 768-nucleotide messenger RNA. Lineage: Eukaryota; Dinophyceae; Syndiniales; Amoebophryaceae. The record is from the annotation of a GenBank genome assembly.